AUUUCAGAAGGGUUAGAGGGUAGAGAUUGAUUUCAGGUAGGAGGUACCUAUGAAUUGUAGAUGGUCCCUCCAAGCCCCUACUCUUGUUGUAUUCCCAGAAGUUCCUGAAAUUUUUAUGAGGGUUAGGGAAAACUGCCAAAUACUUGUGCUGCAGUUUUCUGCCUCAUUUUGGGGAGUAAAAAGUUUGCUUAAAGCUGUGUCACUUUUUUGAGGAAAUAAAUGAAUAUCAGAAAGUGGGGAGAGCUGCAAAUGCGGCCCUUAAGCAAACUUGGUCUCAUUAAACAAAUCAAUUGUCCCCAAUUGGUGUUUUUUUUGCCAGAAACUGGAAAUAAGUGUCAGAAAUCAGCAAAAAUAUUGCAACCCAUGGUCAUGUGACCGUAGCAUGCUGCAAUCAGCCAUAAAGGUGAGCUGGUUGCCAAGGGCCCAGAUGACCACAGGAAAUGGGACAGGUAUGUGUUGCCAUCAUAACUUCGAACCAUCAUUAAAGAGCCAGUUGUAAAUCAAGGAUUACCUGCAGCUGUGGAGCAGUAAUACGGCUGUCAGUGUUCAGGGGUGCUUGAAACCUUGAGGGAUUUUUUUUUUCUUUCAGGGGGCAGGCUGCUAAGAUUUGUCUACAUAAGACAGAGGAGAAGCCUUUAUUAGGAUUAUGCAAAGCACCCAAAAGACUCCUUUGCAAUGGAUGCUAGCACAAGGUGAUUCUUCAGUGCUAAAAGUGGCCAUUUCUUUCAGAAGCUUAUUGGGCUGUUUCAAAAACUAAUCCCAGCCGUCUGAGUAAGGAUGCACAGCCAUGGAGUUUUGCUGAUGGUUUGCACCACAAAGCUUGAGGAUGACUUUCAAAGCAGCCAUGCCAACCUUCCAAAAAACACUGACCGCUGAACAGGGAGUUGCUUUGCUUCUACUAAUGGGCUCUGCCCUGCCCUGCCCUCCUAGCUCUUCUAUCAAGCUAUCAAGUGAUUCCUCGUAAGCUCGGUCUUCACUUCCUAUGGCAAGAUGAAAUCAUGUCAUAGUCCAAGGGUACAUUACUUGCAGGGUCCCACUAUCCUUUGAUGCUUCUAGGUACACAAACUCCAUUUCACAUUGCUUUGCCCUAUUUUUCUCAGACUUCUUUGCCAUGGUGUAAAAAGGAUGCAUCACCUUAAACUGCGCUGUUUAACCUAGCUUUUUGUGACAUUUUUAGUGCUAGAGAUGUCUGCACGAAGUAUUAAUCACUUUUUAUUCAAGGGAAAAUUAUACGGAAUGACAUGUCUUUCUGGCUAAAAUGGAAAGAAAUACAUAUUUCAGUAUUUGGUUUUUUUUUCACAUUUUGUUUAGUGGAUUAGAAGAUUUCAGUAAAUUGAAAUCUAAAGAAAUAUUCCACAAAAAGUGGCCAAUGUCCUGAGAACUGGUAAAGGGCCUGAAACGAAUAGAGCAUUUCGCUGUUCUAAAAAAUAUCCUCAGCAACAUUCAAGACACACAAAUACUUUGGACGUAUUUCUUACAGCUUUACUUUGAAAACUACUGUAGACCAAUCAUAAUAGAGGGCUGUGAAAAUACAGACCCCUCACAUCCUGGACAUUCUGGACUGUUUCAACUCCUACCCUCAAAACUAUGCUACAGUGCACUCUGCACACCAGAACAACUAGACACAAGGGCAGUUUCUUCCCAAACGCCAUCACUAUGCUAAACAAAUAAUUCCUUCAACACACUGUCAAACUAUUUACUAAAUCUGCACUAUUAAUCUUCUCAUCGUUCCUGUCACCCAUCUCCUUCCACUUACGACUGUAUGACUGUAACUUUGUUGCUUGUAUCCUUAUGAUUUAUAUUGAUAUUCUUUCCUGAUUGCUUAUUUGUACCCUAUGACUAUCAUUAAGUGUUGUACCUUAUGAUUCUUGAUGAAGGUAUCUUUUCUUUUAUGUACACUGAGAGCAUAUACACCAAGACAAAUUCCUGUGUGUCCAAUCACACUUGGCCAAUAAAAAAAUUCUAUUCUAUUCUAUUCUAAUACUAAUUCUUAUUUCUCUUCUCUUCUCAAACUGCACAAACUGGAGGCUGAGCAUCCUUUAGGCGGGGCAAUCGCGGCAGAAGGCGGGACGCCCGGAAAGGGAAGCGAGUUGACUGAUCAACCCCAACAUUGCCACCUGCGGAUAAACCAUCGGCAAAGAGAGCGCGCCGAGAGACAGAGGUGCUGGGCUCCUCCAUCGGUCCGGACGGCUAAGUCCACUCGCCCUCAGCCAGAACCGCCCUGCAGUGUAGAGGAGUCGAAAGCAAUCCGCUUCUUUCCGCGAAAGCAAACCAGGCGUAGCUUUUACAGCCGGCGGCUUUGCCAUGUCCGCGAAUCCCGGCGGAGACCGGCGCGCCUUUGAAUGCGCGCUGCGCAACAGCCUCCAACACCUUCGGGACAAGUGGGAGCAACGGACGAGGCUAUGGAGAAAUACCGAUUGUGCCCCGGAGAAGCAGGAGGAGGAGGAGGAAGCGGAGGAAGCAAUAGGGAGGCAUGCGAGCCCGUCCAGCGCCCUGGAAACCCUGCCGAUAUAUGUGAAAUUAUACAUUAUGUCCUUUCUCACACCAAAAGAGCUGAUUUAUUUGGGAAGCACCAACCACUAUUGGAGAAUAACGGUCCAGGAUCCCUUGCUUUGGAGAUAUUUCUUCAUUCGGGAUCUUCCUUCUUGGAAUUCCAUAGAUUGGGAAUCCCUCCCAGAUGCAAAGAUAUUUAACCAGCCUUUUGCGGAGCUAGAUGAUAUUGGCCACAGCAAUUUCAUGGCAGCGUAUAAAAAAUGCUGUUCCUUCCAUAAACGUUUUUUGAAACCCAAUAGGACUACCUAUAGCACCUUGUCUUCUCUUCUACAGUCACUGAUCUCACAGACAGAGCCUUGCUUUGCUAUGUUUGGGCCUGGUUUGGAAGAUUUGGAUCAAUCUUUGGUAUACACAAUGAUGGCAAGCCCAGACAUUCUGCCGCUAGCUGGCAUGCCUUCUAGACAAAUACAGGGAAUAGGCUCUGGAGUCUCAUUUAAAUUGAAUGACCAGAAGUUUAACAUUCUGACACUGUAUUCAAAAACUAGAAAAGAAAGGCAAAGAGACAAAACAGAUACAAAUUCCAUCAAUAAGAUGUUCUACGAAGUGAGCCAUGUGGAUGGGACAACACAAUAUAAGCUAAUUGAACAUGUUCAGAAUGUGUGCAGGCUAGCCGAUGGAUUCAUCUACGUUGCAGAUGCGGAGGACAAUAAAGGACACAAUCGCCAAAUUGAAUUUGCUCGGAUGUCAGCAAUGCUUGAUCCCACACUUGGGCCUUCGACCAGACCUCUGUUGAUUUUGUCUUGCAUUUCAUGUGCUUCAAAGGAAAGGAUUCCUUGUGUUUACCUGGCACAUCAGCUGCAACUAAACCUGCUUGACCGACCAUGGAUGGUUCAGGACAUCGAAGCUGCCACACUGGUGGGACUGUUGGAUGGAAUUCAGUGGCUCCUGGAACAUGUCAAACAUUAAAAUCCAUAAUAAUCAAGUCAGUUCUAAUAAAAAAUUAUCUUACAUGGCCAAAUAUGAUGAGGGUAUCAUUUAUCUCAGUUAGUAAGAGCUGGAAAAUCUUCCUCAAGUUUUAAUGGAGACAUGGAAAUAAGGAAAGAAGAUUAUGCAAUGACAAAUGUAAUUCCUUUACAUACAGUCUUCACGGUCACUCAUGCUCUCGUUACCUCUCGUCUGGACUAUUGCAAUGCUCUCUACAUGGGGCUCCCCUUGAAGAGCACCCGGAGACUUCAGCUAGUCCAGAAUGCGGCUGCGUGGGUUAUUGAGGGAGCGGUUCGGAGCUCCCACGUAACACCUAUCCUGUGCAGACUGCACUGGCUACCUGUUGUUUUCCGGAUGCGCUUCAAGGUAUUGGUUACCACCUUUAAAGCGUUCCAUGGCUUAGGACCGGGCUACUUACGGGACCGUCUACUGCCGGCCUCUAUCUCCCAGCGUCCGGUGCGUUCCCACAGAGAGGGACUCCUCAGGGUGCCGUCAGCCAAACAGUAUCAACUGGCGGCCCCCAGGGGGAGGGCCUUCUCUGUGGGGGCUCCUACCCUGUGGAACGAGCUUCCCCUCGGGCUUCGACAACUACCUGACCUUAGGACCUUUCGCCGCGAACUUAAAACCUAUUUAUUUUGUAUGGCUGGACUGGCCUGAUUUUAAACUCGAAAUCUUAAAUUUUAAUUGAAUUUUGAUGGGUUUUAAAUUUCUGUAAUUUUAUGCGGUGUAAUGUAUUUUAAAUUUUUGGCAAAUUUGAAUCAGUUUUUUAAGGGUUGUUUUAAUUAUGGUGUAUUUUUCUGUUUGUAUUUUAUUUGCCUGUUC
Messenger RNA from Ahaetulla prasina, 4299 nucleotides. RefSeq names its product F-box protein 4 (gene FBXO4). NCBI's taxonomy places the organism in Eukaryota, Metazoa, Chordata, Lepidosauria, Squamata, Colubridae. Gene Ontology annotation, biological process: SCF-dependent proteasomal ubiquitin-dependent protein catabolic process; protein polyubiquitination. Gene Ontology annotation, cellular component: SCF ubiquitin ligase complex. The record is from RefSeq and is a predicted model, not a curated record. The transcript is spliced from 7 exons. Bases 2305 to 3459 code for a protein of 384 amino acids. Gene Ontology annotation, molecular function: protein binding.